AUGAACAAAGAUCAAAAAGAAAAGUUAUUAUCGACUAAGAAUCGUCUUGAAGAGAUGGUAACAUCAACUAAAGGAGCUGAAGAGAAGAAAGUAGCACAGGCUGAAGAACGGAAGAGAAGAGCAGAAGCGAGGAUCCCGAAAUCAGGAGAAGAGGGCAAGGAACGUGACCUGAACUACGUGGAUCCAAAUUUGGCGAGUGGCAGUAACUCAGGAGCUAGACAAGGAUUGUCGGAGAAGGUGGUUGGAAAAGAAAGACUUCAAUUGAUCGGAGCUUUACGCGAACCCGGAAACAAAGACCCGGAUCAAGGCAGUAGAGCGCUUAUCAAUGCCUUGACUAGUGCCUUAGAUGCCUCGAAUGGAAAUGAGGCGAGGCGUUUGAUAGAUGAGUUUAAUACUAGAUAUGGCUUGCUGGUGUCGAUGGAGUAUGACGGCUAUGAACCAUCAGAGUCGAAGAUUCCAAGCAAAUCUGGAGCGUCACAACCUCUUGCAACUCAUCAAUUGCAAGGACAGUCCCAAAAGUCGACCGUAAACUCAACGUUGAUGGAUUCGAGUCAAUUGCUAGCAUCUAUCUCUGGUUCGAUACCAAAUAAGAAAGCAGAGGAGACCUUGAUGAACGAAGUGGUUCAAGUAGAACAAAUCCCGUCACGAAAUGCAGAAGAACCUUCAGGUGGAGACUCGAACAACUCGUCUACUCCAGUGAAUCAGACAUCAACUACUAAACCUUGGUUCUAUAACAAGAACAACAAACAAAAUGUGAACACAGGAGCACCGAAGACGCAGGCACAAGAUGUGCAGACUGUGUGA
Messenger RNA from Melampsora larici-populina 98AG31, 804 nucleotides. RefSeq lists its product as uncharacterized. The record is from RefSeq and is a predicted model, not a curated record. The transcript has 4 exons. NCBI's taxonomy places the organism in Eukaryota, Fungi, Basidiomycota, Pucciniomycetes, Pucciniales, Melampsoraceae. Bases 1 to 804 code for a protein of 267 amino acids.